CCUUGGAGCACACUCGCCUACUGGUAUCAUCACAAGGUGGUCAGGCGAUUAUAGACAGAGAGAGAGGUGCGAAGUGGGAACAUCCACUCUGAAUUAAGCAACGGCUAUCACUGCCUGUUUUCAGAGACCCGCGACUUAUUGUGGAACUUCGUGAGCCUUCGAUUCCGCUCUUUGGGUGAAGCCUUCAAUCCUCGCUUUAUAGUGAGCACACCAAAUGGCAGAGCUGAGGCCCUUGGAGGUUGAGCAAUUCGAAAGAUUAAGCUCGUACCCUUUCAGUGCGGAUCGAGAAUUUGCGGUCGGGCUUUCAAUAAUACUAGGUCAUCCGGAAUUGCCUGCGUCGGAAGCAGAAAUCAAUCGCAGUGAUGACCUUACACUCCAAGCCAAAUGCUUCUAUUUCUCAAGGAAAGAAAAGCUCACGCCGCCGCUCAACUUCUCAGACUACAAAACCUGGUUGGGGUCAGCGCCAGCAGGGGCUGCUUCCUUAAUUAAGACGGCCAUGCAGCAAUCCAACCCUGCCGGCUUUUCGUCUACAAACCAUACAGGGGACAUACCGAAAUCUUCCGAGGAGCCUGCUUACCCCUCAUCAUUCGCACAUAUAGUUGAACUGAUCACAACUGGUCAGCCAAUUCCAGGGAUUCAGCAAAUUCCAGAUACAGUCUUGACAGGACAUGAUACGCCAAGUGAGAAGCCAAAGAGACGGAAGCCGUGGGAGAAAGAAAAAGGUAUUGAAGAUCAGGACAUCUGAAUACGUCCAUGCAGGGCCUGAAGAUCUACAAGCCGGGUAUGAUGACUUCUGAGGGGCAGGGCAUGAUUGUGUUCAGUCUGCAGACAAUAUAAUUCCCGCAGGUUACAGGGCUGCAAAGAAUAACAACCUCAGACAAAUGAGUGAUUGAAAUGAUACAUUAAU
Molecule: messenger RNA, 907 nt
Organism: Aspergillus sclerotioniger CBS 115572
Lineage: Eukaryota; Fungi; Ascomycota; Eurotiomycetes; Eurotiales; Aspergillaceae
Product: DUF5572 domain-containing protein
Exons: 2
Coding region: 215-745 (176 amino acids)
Source: RefSeq, a predicted model, not a curated record